Molecule: messenger RNA, 1060 nt
Organism: Belonocnema kinseyi
Lineage: Eukaryota; Metazoa; Arthropoda; Insecta; Hymenoptera; Cynipidae
Exons: 5
Coding region: 133-687 (184 amino acids)
Source: RefSeq, a predicted model, not a curated record
AUUGAGUUCCUUCACGUUUAUAUUAUUUAAAAUAAUCAAAAGUUUACUAAAAAGUGUACUUGCAAUUCUAAAAUUGUUUUUUGAAUUUUCUAUUAAAACUAUUUGAAACUUCAAAGAAACAGAUUACUGAAAAUGGCUCAAACCGAAGAAGUGAACAUGCAGGAAGGCAUUUUACUUGCGCAAUACUCUAAACCGCAUCCUUUUCACUUCAAGUACAAUUUAGGACAUUUGCAGACAACACCAGGGAAAAUAAAAUCGGCAAUAGUGAUUCUGCCCUUCUUAGGGUGUAUGAUAAUCUCAAUUUUCACGUCGGGAUUAUUAUGCUGGUACGAAAGAUUGCCUUUUUUCAUUUGGGCAUUGAUUGCAACUUUGGUUCCUACUUUGAGUUUCGUACGAUUCGUUGUGUUCGACCAUGAAAGACUUCCUCGCUGGUACCGCUAUAGGCUGCUGAAGACAGAGUUUUUUGCGAUAGCAGUACUCCUCGUUGUCUACACCGUCCCUAUAAUUGUGGUAUCUAUGGGGCGGACCCCUUUGUUUAUGGGCGUAUGGAUUUUAUGCAUCUUUGGAAUACUAUUGUGUUCGGGAUAUGGCAUCUACACUUGGAUCCGUUUGGAGAGAAUGGAGUUAAAACUUUGUGGAGAAGCCUAUCAGCAAUACAACAGUCUGCCAGUACAUUUCAUGUACUAAUUUCAGAUUCAAAUGUUAAAUGUUUAUGUUUGUGGUACGACUGAAAAAUUCCGAAAAAUAUAAUUAAUGGCACUAAAAUUCCCGAGUAACAACACUGACGAAUAAUAAAAUUCCUGAAUUAUAAAAUUCCCAAAUUGAAAAAUUAAAGAAUAUUAAAAUUCCUAAAUUAUAAAAUUCCCAAAUUGGGAAAUUCUCGAAUAAUAAAAUUCUUGAAUAAUAAUAGAUGAUAAAAUUCCAAACUGGAAAAAUUCCUGAAUUGAAAAAUGUACAAUUAAUAAAAUAUCCGAGUAAUACAAUUUUCGGAUGACAAACUUUCUGAAUUAUAAAAUUCAAAAACUAGAAAAAUCCAGAAUAAUAUAACUUCUGAAAUGUA